AUGACGUUUCCGUUGGAUCAGGCACAAUUGUUGAAUCAUUUGAGAACAUCUUAUCUCUCAUUGGGCGACGACUCGGAACACUUCAAAAGAAUAAUAGCUCCAAGCUACUCUGCCAGUGGAUCUUUGCAAGGAGACAAUCCUAAUGGACUUUUUCAGAACUCUCCUCCCAUAACGUUUGAGAUUGGAAGUCAUGUGAAGAGGACAAUUGACAACACAUCCCAGCACAGAAGGCGUUCGAGCCAAGGAAAAGAACUAUCGAGGAGAAAGAAUAGAAACAGUGGUCCAAUUGCAAGCAAAAAGGAUCCGUACCCGACGGAUGAUGUGUCCCCGAAAGCUAGUCCCGAUAAUCAAUCAAUAACAAAUGAUAGAGCCAAUGGGCAAUUGGCUGAUUUGUCGCUAGAGGAUGAAGUCACUGACGAUGAUCCAGUUGAGUUGCAUCAGGUUCAGGAAAGGAUACUCGGUCAGCACCAACUAGCUGGACUACAUUCAAGACAGAAUAAGAAGAAAGACAAGACAAAAAGUAAACUGAAAAUUCCAAUAGUGAAGUUUUUCAAAUCGGGAAAGAAUGAAGUUUCUGACUCAGACAGCAGUGACGAUGAAAGAAGAGGAUCCAUUAUUACAUACGGAUCAUCACAGGUCACAACUUCGAAGGAAAAUCUCACCGACAAAGAGGGGAGUUUUAUCGUAGACGACACACAGAGUACCCAAAGUCUUGAACGAACUGAAUCAACCGGGUUGAAUCGCGAGACUCUGAAAUCAGAUCAAGCUCAUGAUAGCGGGAGCUCAUUUGGAUAUAAUGGCAAGUUUAUCGAGGUGACCACGGACGAGGAAGUUGAGGGGGAUGGUGAGCCAGGAUUCGAGUCUGAUGGUGAACUAACAGAUGACUCUGAGUUUACCGACUUGGAUAAUGGCACGAUCAUGGAAUCCUUUUCGCGGUCAGACUCUAUGGGGAACACUCUAGAUAAGCUGUUGCCAAACAAAGCUAGUGUUAGCGGCUCGCAGUUAUUUGGGUUGAAUAGGAAAAAACGAGCUAAUACAUACGGUGAUCAUACGGUGCCUAAAAAUCUCGGAGCGAACUAUCUUAGUAGUCAACAAGUGGGAGUCAAUUUGAUGCAAGUACGAUCAUUUGGAAAUUUGAAAGAACUCGAGAAGCCUUUGCUUUCGUUCACAAAGAUUGUCCCCAAAGUCUCAGAUGCAAAACAAACUUCCAACUUGAGCACAUUGAUACAUUCGAGAUUCAAAUCAACAAAUGUGAACCCUUUGAAUUAUUACCUUUUUGUCGAUGGGUUGCUUAGCGUGAAUUCUUCGCGGGCUGCACAAUUGAAUGUUUUUUUACCCCCAAAAACAUCUCCAGUCUUGAACAAUAUGUGUAUUGAUCGUGGCGUGUCGGUGGUCGAUUGUAUUGGAUUCGUUUUACUCAAUUUGUUGAAACUCCCAGAGGUGAAUGAACUAAAUGACCCUUCGUUUUUGAACCCAAAUUUUUGGCGACUAGAGCUUGUUGAUGAAGAUGGAGAAAACUACGGUUCAUUCGGAGUUUUGGAUAGAAACCGAACUUUUGCUUCUUAUAACAAUCCAAGGGAUUUGGCUUUAUGUCGUGUAAAGGACGUUGUUGAAAUUGACAAGAACGAGAAGGUAUCACCACUCCCGACUGAAUUUAGACAGGAUCUUACUGCAUUUGAACAAAAGAAAAGGAGCCUUGAUCCAGUAAGUGAUGAUGUCCCUAAAGUUGAGCUUCUUGUGAGCGUAUUUGAGUACGAUAAUAGUGGAAUACCUCAGAAAGUACCCUUCAAAGCCCCUCGAACUUACACUAUGGGGCAAGUGUUGAAAGAAUUUUGUGUUCAAAGAGGACUUAUUACUACAGAAUACCGGUUUAAAAUUGUGGAAGCUGGAGGCAUGAAAAGUCGUUACGUGAAGGAUGUUGAGGUCUGCGGGAACUUGCAUCUGACAAUUCUAGAGCUAGUUCCUUCUGAUACACGAUUUAAUUUGAUACUUGAUAAUGAAGAGAAGAAUAGCCAAAUAGCUGCCACUCCAGAUGAGUUUCCAGCAAAUUUAACAGCGCCGACUGUGACUCCUUAUAAUAACGAAUUGUCGGCCAAGGUGCAAGACAUGAAAUUGGAAGCUGCGGGCACGGAAACACUGCCCCAGCGACAGCAGUCAAAAUCCAAGCAACCACCAAGGACUGCAAAGGCAAACAAAGAGACAACAGCAUCCAAUAAGUAUUUGGAAGACAUCAUUCAAGGUAACAACCCACAACUCCCAACAAACAUCAACUCGAUAUAUUUCAAAUGGAAGGUUUUAAAGAAUAACAGCAAGAUGAAAAAGAUGAAGAUCAAGACUUUCACAGAAAAGAAUUUCAUAAUCGAUGGAGACUACAUCCACAUAACCCCUCCAGACGACAUAAUGUUGAAGAACAUAGGUGAAUCAAUUGCACAUAACCAACAACUCAAUUUCAAUCAACAUCACACCUACCAUAACUUGAACCAACAGUUGAAUCGAGUUGCAAAUAAACAACUGACCAAGACGUAUUCCUUCCACAUCACUCAAAUAAUGAAGGUCAAGCAGUAUUCCAAGCAACCCAAUCAUUUUCGAAUCAUUGUGCAGAGACAGCAAUCGGAUGAAGGGACAGGGUCGAGCUCAAAAGAGCUCGUGAAGAAAUUCUACUUGGUCGCAGAGUCUGAGGCCGAAUGUUCCGAAAUAAUUAACAAUCUUAAAUGGGUGCUUCAAGCUUACAAGCUCUCAAGUGGGGUUAUAUAG
Lodderomyces theae is the source of this 2754-nucleotide messenger RNA. RefSeq lists its product as uncharacterized. The coding region runs from base 1 to 2754 and encodes 917 amino acids. NCBI's taxonomy places the organism in Eukaryota, Fungi, Ascomycota, Pichiomycetes, Serinales, Debaryomycetaceae. Gene Ontology annotation, molecular function: phosphatidylinositol-4,5-bisphosphate binding. Gene Ontology annotation, biological process: TORC2 signaling. The transcript has a single exon. The record is from RefSeq and is a predicted model, not a curated record. Gene Ontology annotation, cellular component: TORC2 complex; cytoplasm; plasma membrane.